Messenger RNA from Alligator sinensis (Chinese alligator), 3508 nucleotides. It is a transcript of the gene GRK1, whose product is annotated as G protein-coupled receptor kinase 1. Bases 1 to 1641 code for a protein of 546 amino acids. The transcript has 8 exons. Lineage: Eukaryota; Metazoa; Chordata; Crocodylia; Alligatoridae. Gene Ontology annotation, biological process: protein phosphorylation; signal transduction; regulation of signal transduction. Gene Ontology annotation, cellular component: cytoplasm. Gene Ontology annotation, molecular function: ATP binding; G protein-coupled receptor kinase activity. The record is from RefSeq and is a predicted model, not a curated record.
AUGCUCAUCGACAGCCAGGUGGGGGCGCCGGUGCGGGACAAGAAGAUGCGGGACCGCCUCCGUCUUCCCCACAUCUCACAGUGCGAGGAGCUGCGGGAGGCAUCUGCUGGCGGCCCCUUCCACAGCACAUGCCUCCAGCAGCCCUUGGGCCGCCGCCUCUUCCGGCAGUUCCUGGAGGCCCCUGAGAGCCCCUAUGAAGCGCCUGCAGGGCUCUGGAAGGCCCUUGAAGAAUACGGGGAGGCUGAGGAGGCUGAACGGAGACAACGAGCUCAACAGGCCAUCAACCGGUUCUUGGAGGUGUCUUCACCACUCUUCUGCACCUUUCUGGAGGAGAAGACGUUGGCCAAAGUCAAGGCUGAAGCCAACCAGGCCCGGGGAGACCUCUUCAAGGAGGUGGAAGAAGAGCUUCUCCAACAUCUGGAGGCCCAGGCAUGGGGCCCCUUCCAGGACAGCCCCUUCUUCUCCCGCUUCCUCCAGUUCAAGUGGUUGGAGGCCCAGCCAGUGACGGAGGAAUGGUUCCUCGACUUCCGGGUGUUGGGCAAAGGGGGGUUCGGGGAGGUCUGUGCUACGCAGAUGCGGGCCACUGGCAAGAUGUAUGCCAACAAGCGGCUCAACAAGAAGCGCCUCAAGAAGAGGCAUGGCUACGAGGGCGCCAUCGUGGAGAAGCGCAUCCUGGCCAAGGUGCAUAGCCGCUUUGUGGUGACGCUGGCCUACGCCUUCCAGACCAAGACAGACCUCUGCCUCGUCAUGACCCUCAUGAAUGGUGGCGACCUCCGGUACCACAUGUACAACGUGGAUGAGAAGAACCCGGGCUUCCCGGAGCCACGCACCAUCUUCUACACAGCCCAGAUCAUCUGCGGCCUGGAACACCUCCACCAGAGCCGCAUCAUCUACCGCGACCUCAAGCCCGAGAAUGUGCUGCUCGAUGACGCCGGCCACGUGCGCCUCUCUGACAUGGGGCUGGCUGUGGAACUGCCCGAGGGGCAAGUGAAAACCAAGGGGUACGCGGGGACCCCAGGGUUCAUGGCACCGGAGCUGCUGCGGCAGGAGGAGUAUGACUGGAGCGUGGACUACUUCACGUUGGGCGUCACCCUCUAUGAGAUGAUCGAGGCCAAGGGGCCCUUUCGGACCCGGGGGGAAAAGGUGGAGAACAAGGAGGUGACACGGCGCAUCCUGAAUGACCCCGUGAGCUACUCGGAGAAGUUCAGCCCCGAGUGCCAGGCGACGUGUGAGGGGCUGCUAGUGAAGGACCCCACUGGGCGCCUUGGCUUCAAGGACAACAGCUGCGCUGAGCUCAAGGCCCAGCCUCUCUUCCGCACUGUCAACUGGGAGCGUCUGGCGGCAGGCCUGUUGGCACCCCCGUUUGUGCCCGACCCUCGCAUGGUCUACGCCAAGGACAUCGACGAUGUGGGCGCCUUCUCCACCGUGAAGGGCGUGGUGCUGGACGAGACCGACCGGGUCUUCUACGAGGACUUCGCCUCUGGCACCGUGCCCGUGUCGUGGCAGGAGGAGAUGCUCGAGACAGGCGUCUUCGGCGAGCUUAACGUCUGGGGGCCCCCCGGCACCCUGCCCCCUGAUCUGGAUCACAAUGUCAGCCCUGAUGCCGGGUCUGCCAAGUCAGGGGCCUGCUGCCUUCUCUGAGACCACCCCCCACCCCGCCUUCUCAGGAAGGCCUAGAGGGACGGGGAGGGAACCCAGCCAUCUGGGCUCCACACCCCCCAACCCUCCCCCCGAUCCAUUUCCGCAGAAUCCAGGUGUCCGGGUUUUCUCCCCAGAGUGGGGGGACAGCCCCCCACAUCUGCCCUUCCCAGAGCAGGGAGGGAACCCAGGUUUCCCAGCUCCCCCCCUGCAGAGCCCACACCCCAUCCCCAGGGAGAGGAAAGAACCCAGGUUUCCAGGCUCCCAUCACCCCCUGCUCUGACCCCCAGCCCUGACUCCCCUCCUGGAACUGGGAGCCCAGACACCUGGGUCCUCUCCCUGGCUGUGGAGGAGGAUAGCAGGGGACUCUUGGGUCCUUUCCUUGCCUGGGGGUGCUGGCGGGUUAUAGCAGGGGUUGCUGGGAUCCCGGAUGCCCGGGUUCUUUCCCCAUAACUCUAGCAGGGGUUGUUUGGAGUGGGGGCCCGGACACCACGGUCCUACCCCCGGGCAGGUGAGGCAGAGGCUCCCAGCUCUAGGCCAUGUUCAUCCUAUUUACUCGUCAGAAGUCAAACAACUUACUAGCAUUUUACACCCCUUAACUCCACCCCUUCCCCUCCCAGCACCUGCCCAGGGAGACCCUGGACCCUCAGGGACCAGAAUAGAACCCAGGCAUCCUGCUCCCCUGUCCACCCUACCUCUCCCUCCAGGGGUACCCCAACUGCUGUAGUUCACCCCCCCCCAUCACCCACAGCGCUGUAGGCGAUUUUGUAUAAAAGAAUACAAUUGGGUUGUGAUCACUGCUGUCGCCUCCGGCUGUUAUUUCCUCUGCCUGUAGCUUGUCCCUUGGGGAGGGGUUGGGUGGGGGGUGACACACAUUGUCACCCAGGCCCAGUGUCCUGGGUCUUUAAGUCACACUAGCAGCUGUUGAGAGCUACAGCCACCCAUCAUGUGGCUUGUGAAUAUUCUCAUAGCUACAGUCAUAAUUGCACCGUCACAGGCUUGUGGAUAUACCCGCAGCUAUAGUCACUCAUGAUGAUGAUGUCCUGGUCUACCAUGUGCUACAGUUGCCACUGUCUAGCUGUAGGCCCAUACAGUUAUAGUCGUCAGUCAUGGCCCCUCCCAAAGGCAGUUACUGAGAGCUGGUAUAAUAGUUGUUCAUUAUUACACCAGCUCUCAGCUUCUCACAGGUGGCUGUCUCCUGGAGUGGCUGUGACCAUAAACAAGUACAUGACAGUAGAACACAGCUGGAGUCACCCUCAGUUGCAGCUACAACCUCAGCUGAUCACAAUAUGAUGCACAGUUGCAAUGCUCCAAGACACAACUGGACACCCAGUCUCACCCCCAGCGACAACCGGACACAAUAACAACCCCUUCCAGAUGCAGACAGACAUACAGUUACAUCCCGUUACAACCAGAUGUGCAGUCAGAGCCAUCCUCAGCUACAGCCACAUGGAACUGCAACUGCUCCUUUUCACAGCCAAACACACAGUCACCCCCAACUACAUCCGGAUGCACAGUCGGAAUCACCCCCAGUUACAGCUACAACCAGUGCAAGACACUGUCAUUCCCAGCUACAGCCUGAGACACAGGCACAGCUAAAACCAUUGCAGCUGCUCCUGGUCAGAACCACUCCCAGUCACACAUAGUCACAAUCAAAUGCACAGUUACAACCAACCCUAGGUACAGCCUGUGGUAGUCACAAACUAACACAUUCACAACUGCUCCAGAUCACACAGUACCUUCCAGAUACAGCCUGAGACACAGUCAUAACCACUCCUGGUUACAGCCGGUGACAGUCAAAACUACCCCAGGACACAGCCUGAGACACAAACACAGUCAUGCACAGUUACAGCCUGAAACACAGGCAUGA